Messenger RNA from Penicillium antarcticum, 822 nucleotides. RefSeq lists its product as uncharacterized. The coding region runs from base 1 to 822 and encodes 273 amino acids. The record is from RefSeq and is a predicted model, not a curated record. The transcript has a single exon. Lineage: Eukaryota; Fungi; Ascomycota; Eurotiomycetes; Eurotiales; Aspergillaceae.
AUGGACAGACUCUCUCAAUACCAAUCUAAAGGCCAUGACGAUGAUACUGUCAAAGUUCUCCGCGCUCUGCUCCAGCACCUCCCAGAGGAUGCCAAAAAGAACCUAGUGUGCACCAUCGGCAAUCCAUCCAUCACAGACGACCAGCUAAACAAACUGCCAACCUCCCUCGCAGCCGGUCUCCUGUACGCUCUCAAAAACUUACGCUCAUGGGUCCUCUUAGAAGAGAAGGGAGACACAAAAAACAGCCGCCUCGGCCGCGACGACGACAAAUGCCUGUUUACUGGAAGACAAGACUCCCACGACAUCGACGAAAAUGAAUCCCAGCACUGCUCACUCGAACUAGCCCGCAUCUGGACCGUUCCUUCUUCCGGCUGGGUAAUGGGAGUAGACCGCGAGUCAACAAUAUGCACCUACUCCCUGGUCCACGGCAAGCUCUGGUACAGCCUUGACUACUGCUUUCCCUCUCUAGGAUCCCACAUCGACAACUGCACCAUCACCGACCUGACGAAUUCCCUCACUUUCGACACUAAGUUGAGCAACCUCUUCAACUCUUUCGGCCUCGGUCUUGAGGCUACUGAGGCCCGGAACACCUACUUCAUCCGCCUCUACAUACCUUCGUAUGAGGUGUUGGCCUUGAAGCCAUACUUGCGUGGGGGUAUUAUUACUUUCAAUGACUUCGGCCCAUGCACUCCUAGUGCUGCUCUUAUCGCGAUACAUGCCGCUAUUCGUCGCAUCUUGUCAGUGACCGGGAAGGGGGACAAGUUUGAGAUGCUUCGUUGCCGGAUGGAGGUCUUUUUGGCUCAACUGGAGGAGCAGGACUGA